Molecule: messenger RNA, 1917 nt
Organism: Manihot esculenta (cassava)
Lineage: Eukaryota; Viridiplantae; Streptophyta; Magnoliopsida; Malpighiales; Euphorbiaceae
Exons: 9
Coding region: 80-1600 (506 amino acids)
Source: RefSeq, a predicted model, not a curated record
GCUAUGAUUCUAAGCCGAGAACCAGAAGUUUCAGUCUUUCACCGAGAGAGAGAGAGAGAGAGAGAGAGAGAGAGCGAAAAUGGGAGCGUGUGCUUCGAGGCCAAAGGAUUGUGUUGGUUUAUCGUCGAGGAACAAGAAGAAGAACAAUGGGAAGCCCAGAAUAAAGAGAAGAAGAGUGAUCAAAAGACGUGUUUCGUCUCGUAAUAUUGAAAAGGCUGAUUUUACUGCGCAAACAGAUCGUUCUUAUACUAAUCCUACUUUGCAAGGAAGCACUGAUGCUGCUGCCUUCUCUGAUGCUAUUUCAGUUGUUGAAUCUGAAUGGGAAGAUGAGUUCUACAGUGUUCAUGAUGAUGGGUUCUCUGUAAUUGGAUCGGAGAGUGUAUUGAGCGUUUCAUCGCCUAGAGAUUUUUUUAAUCCAAAGGAAAAUUUCGAGAACACAACACCAGGGACUGUCAUUGAGGGAAAUGCAGAGAAUGUUCAAUCAAAAGACAGGGAUUCUCACACCAAACCCAAUGGGGAUGUAAAGGGUAUUACAGGAGUUUCUAAUUGUGGUACUAGUGUCGGAGGGGAAGUAAUGCAGGAGGCAAAUCAUUGUGGGCUUAUUCCAAAUGCUUGCUUACCUUGUCUUGCUUCCUCCACAGUCCCUUCGAUUGACAAGAAAAAAUCACUAAGUCCAGGUCCAGGAACACCAACCUCCAGAAGAAAACCUUCUCUGAAACUUUCCUUUAAAUGGAGAGAAGGACAUGCAACUCCAACUCUAUUUUCACCCAAGGCACUUCUGCAAAGACCAGUGGCUGGUUCCUCAAUUCCUUGCUGCCCUAUAGACAAGAAGAUGCCUAAUUGUUGGUCACCUAUUGAGCCAAGUUCUUUCAAAGUAAGGGGACAGAACUAUUUGAGGGAUAAGAAGAAAGAGCGUGCUCCAAACUAUGCUGCAUUUUAUCCGUUUGGUGCUGACAUCUUCCUCUCUCAAAGGAAAAUUCAUCAUAUUGCUAGAUAUGUGGAACUUCCUACUAUCAGUGCAGCUGAUGAAGUCCCUUCUAUUCUAGUUGUAAAUAUUCAGAUACCCUUGUAUCCUGCAACAAUUUUUCAAAGUGAAAAUGAUGGAGAAGGAAUGAACUUGGUUAUGUAUUUUAAAGUGUCUGAAAAUUACUCGAAAGAGCUUCCCUCUCAUUUCCAAGAAAAUAUAAGCAGGUUAAUUAAUGAUGAAGUGGAGAGAGUAAGAGGUUUCCCAGUUGAUACAAUUGCACCGUUUAGGGAAAGAUUAAAAAUCUUGGGCCGAUUGGCAAAUGCAGAGGAUCUUCAAUUAAGUUCUGCUGAAAAGAAGCUUCUGAAUGCUUACAAUGAAAAACCUGUUCUAUCACGUCCUCAACAUGAAUUCUAUUUGGGAGAAAACUACUUUGAGAUUGAUUUGGAUAUGCAUAGAUUUAGCUACAUUUCUAGAAAAGGUUUUGAAGCAUUCCAUGACAGAUUGAAGUUUUGCAUCCUGGAUUUUGGCCUAACAAUUCAGGGAUGCAAGGCAGAGGACUUGCCCGAGCAUAUAUUAUGUUGCAUUCGUUUGAAUGGAAUUGACUACACUAAGUACCAACAAUUAGGGUGUUGAUAAGGCCUUUGUAACCUCAACACGUGCUUUUAUACUGUAAGGUUUUCUUUUUAUCAGCAAAACCUAUAUGAGACCCGAAUUCUUUUGGGGUCUUUGCCAGUUGAAAGCCAAAGCUUCUGGCGGCUAAUUUUGUAUUUGACUGUUGCCAUUAUUUUGUAUAUAGAUUUUAACUUGAGUGUAUAUGUGUGUUCAAGAGAAAAGGAAGUGAAAGGCGAGAAAUGUUUCUGUCAUUCCAAUUCAUGUUUUCUCUUGUGCUCCAAUAGAGUACUUUUUUCAUCAUUUUCCAAUAUAAUUUGAUGCAGAUUAUUUAAUUAUCC